This is a messenger RNA of Scatophagus argus, 10468 nucleotides long. RefSeq names its product capicua transcriptional repressor b (gene cicb). Gene Ontology annotation, molecular function: DNA-binding transcription factor activity, RNA polymerase II-specific; RNA polymerase II transcription regulatory region sequence-specific DNA binding. The transcript is spliced from 21 exons. Gene Ontology annotation, biological process: regulation of transcription by RNA polymerase II. NCBI's taxonomy places the organism in Eukaryota, Metazoa, Chordata, Actinopteri, Scatophagidae. Gene Ontology annotation, cellular component: nucleus. The coding region runs from base 269 to 8629 and encodes 2786 amino acids. The record is from RefSeq and is a predicted model, not a curated record.
AUAUUUCAGAAAUGAAAAUGAAAGUCUCUUGGCCUGUUUAUGCAGUAAAUUCAGUAUUGUGUGAAAACAGAGGUCAAACUGGAGAGUCAGUGACGAAUGUGUGAAUUACUUGGGUUGUUUAUUAGUCAGUCAGGACCAGGAAGAGAUGCUUUUCUGUACAGCAGGAAGUGGAAGCGGUGCGUUACUGGUUUAUGUUAUGCAUUGUUUGUUACAGCAAACAAGCAGUUAACAACAAGGUCACCUUGUGUGUGUGAGCAGAACUUCUCCAAUGUAUGGGACAAGAAAUGCUGCAACAAAGAGGACAGAAGGACAGGGGAGAAGGAAAAGCAGAGAAAGACAAAAAAAGGAGUGCCUCAGAAGUGACAAAAGAGGAGCCCUACAAAAUCUACGGCACUUUGUGAACAGUGAAGAAAAGAUGAGACCAUUAAAGAAACACAGAGGACGUUCUCCACCGUUAACUAGAGGCAGAGGGGGCAGAAGGAGAGGGGGCUCUCAGCAUCUCCAAGAGAAAGACCCCAAAAGAGUCAAGAGGGAGACGCUUGUCAAAACCCCACAGCAUGCAGCCAAUGCUUCGUCUACACGUAAACAGACCCAGUCUGCAGCCGCCAACUCUAACGAAGAGACAGUCACAAACAGUAAUGCCCCUCUGAGGGAAGAGUCUGCUGAGCUGAAGAAACCUGUGGAGUCAGUUGAGAAGGAUGUAAAGAAGGCAGAAGAAAAGACAGAAAAUCAAAAGGCCGUGGGCACGAAUGGAAAUAGUGCCAUGUCCACCGAUGCUGUGGCAUUUCCUACUUCUUCCCCAGCGCCACUCUCCACAGCCACGCCCCCUCUAGCCACCAAUCACAGCCCUAGUUUAGGCUCAGUCUCUAGUAGGAAAACAGCCACAUUUAAGGCUCGUGUGCCCAAGAAAAAAUACACAUAUGAGCACUUUGCUAAUAAUGCAAGUGCCCUGACUACCUCCAGCCCUGCACUCAUACACAACAGUUACUGCAGUACUAACAGCAAAAUCACUGAUAGUGUGAAUACAGCCAAUAAUUUCAACAGUAGUAACAAUAUUAGUAAUAACAUUAAUAAAGACAUUAAUGUGAGCAACAAUAGUAAUACUAACAGUGACACUACAAGUGAUAUUAACAACCCAGUUAACAGUAGAAACAGUAGUACUGGGAGCCAUAGUACUUUAAUUAUUAGCAGUAAUAGUAGAAUUAAUAAUUGCUCAGGUAAUCAACCAUCAGUGCUAACUGUGGAUAGUAAAGCUACAGAAGUAAACCAUUUUGUUUCCAUUGAGGAUAGGACCCUCAGGACAGCAGAUUCCCAGGAAAAAGAUGCCCAGACCGGGGAAAAUGAGUGUGAGGGGGCCCCUAACUCAGUGCGCUCCUCGUCCACCGAUACAGCUAGUGAACAUUCGGCUGACCUGGAUAUGAUUGAAGCAACGGGACCAAACUUUCAUCAGAAGAACUCCCACAUCCCAGCUCCUCUCCAUAAAUCGCACCUUAAAGAGGCCGGUCUUUCAGAGGGGCUAGCUGAAGCUCUGGCCAAAGGCAUGAAAAACCAGAGAGUUCUAGCUCGCCAAAUAAAGAGGACCAUAGAGGGUGACGUUGGGGCUGCAGGAAACAGAAGGGUUAAGGAAGCUGACUCAUGUUCUUUAUCUCCUGUGUUCAGACCAGGGGUGGUGCGUAGGGUGAGUGAAACUACCGUUGAGGUCCAGCUCCAAGGAGAGGAAACCCUUAUUAAAUACCCUUUCCAUGGUGGAACUGUGAUGGCAUCGUCAUCGGGAGCUGAAAGCAUUGUGGAAUUCAUUUUGGAUGCCCCUCCACCUGGCAUGGCACCUGUGGCUGUGGGGACACGAGUGUGUGUGCCCUUUGGUGGAGAGGAGGGGCGUCCCCUUCUAUACAGAGAGGGGAUUAUUAUUCAGGUGGACCCCCACCCUGGUGUCUCGUUUCCUUACCAAGUGUUACUGAGUGAAGACAGAGAGACUCUGGAUGAUGGAGGGGUGGGGGAAGGGAAAGAGAAAAAUAAAGCUAAUGAUCAAGCUGUGUGGGUGUCCCGACAAAGUCUCAGACUGCUCACUCCUCCUUGGGAGGUCCCACAUUUGGAUGGAGGGAUGGCCAAGGAGAGAGAGCGGGAGAGGGAAAGGGAAGAGAGAGAGCGAAGGGAGGAGAUGGAGGUAGAGAGGGAAGUGUGUCAGUUAAGUAUUGGAAUGGGGGUGCUGGGAGGGGGAUCAAGGUUGGUCCAUGGUUUUUCACAUGAAGGGGUCACAGGAGGGCAUCCCUAUGGAAACGUACAUCCACCGCCCCACCCCAGCGUAGCUGGCAGCACAGUUCAUGGCUGUGGAGAUAACUACUCUGACAGAGAGAGACAGAAACAGCCAAACAGUCCAGAGGAGGAUGUAGAAGUAUCUCGUUUUAACAUGGGACUCACUGUUGGUCCCAAGCAAAACACUGUGGCCUCUCAGCACAGAAACAUCAUCUCCAAGUCUACUGGCUACCCUCCUUCCUCCCCUCACCUCACUGUGGUACGGGGUCUGGGACCCCCACACCUCUCCACCCUGACUAGUCCUCAGCCACCCCCUUCCCCUGCUUUACUGGGGUCUGAAAUGAACAGCACCACUCCAAACCCACCUCCAUCAAAGACCACUCCCACUCAAACCCCUACAUCAACUUCUGGUGGGGGGUCCUCCUCUACCUCUCGCACAAGGACGCCCCUCUCAUUGGCUCAGCAGAAAUACAAGAAGGGCGAUGUAGUGUGCACCCCUAAUGGUAUCCGUAAGAAGUUCAAUGGCAAGCAGUGGAGGAGGCUGUGCUCCAGGGAGGGCUGUAUGAAGGAGUCACAGCGUCGAGGAUACUGCUCUAGACACUUGUCCAUGAGGACCAAAGAAAUGGAGGCAGCAGGGGGAGAGAGGGGAGGAGGAGGCAGCAGCUCUGGGACAGUCACUCCCUCUGACCUGCGAGGUAGAGCAAGCAGCGAGUUUGAGUGGGACGACACAUCAAGAGAGAGCAGUGAGACCAGUAGCAGAGGAGACUCUAGACCCCGCCUGGUCCUCCCUUCCUUCCUCCCUCAUGAUCUGUCAUCACGCUUUGACUACGACGAGUGUGAGGCCGCCACCAUGCUUGUGUCAUUAGGGAGCUCCCGCUCUGGCACCCCCUCCUUUUCUCCCAUCUCUAACCAGUCACCCUUCUCCCCCGCCCCCUCUCCCUCACCCUCCCCGCUGUUCGGCUUUAGGCCGGCCAACUUUUCCCCGAUUACAGCCUCCCCUGUCCUACAACACAGGAGACACAGGCAACCUAGUGGGACGAGUGGAGGAGGGGCAGGGGGAAGUAAGGCGACAACCCCAGCUGGAGGAGGAGAACGGGAGAGACACACUUCAGGCAUCCAGCCCUCCUUCCACAGCAACCUAAUGUUUACAGUCCCCAUGAGCCCCAGCAAACGAAAGCCCGAUGCACCUCCUCCACCACCCCUUCCCUCACACCACCAUGAUUACACACCCAAGACAGAGCUGGAGCAGGGGGACCUCAACAAUUCUUUCAGGGUGCUGUCCCCACAGACACCAGCCUCACAUUCCCACACACACACACCCACUUUCUCCCGACCCAGAGGAGUGACCACCCCGUGCUCUAGCAGGCCACCGUCCUCCACUGCUGUCUCCCCACCUCCUUUGCUGGUGUCCCCAACUCCUCCUUCUCCUCUCACUCCAGAUGGAGGACCUCGUCGUGUCGUCCCUGUAUCCCAGCAGGCGUUGCGGGACUCCCCUGUCAUUGUGAGGAAUCCCGAAGUCCCACUGGCAAAAUUUACAGAAUGUCCCCUAGGAAGAGGAGCAGGAGGAGGUGUAAAUGAGGGAGGGACAGAUAACACCUCUUCUAAAGACAUAAGCCUAACGCCCCUUACCCCUCAGCCGAUUUCUGGCCUCCAGGUUCCUGUCCCCAUUAACGCUGCUGCAGCAACAGUAGCCAAUGGCACCGUCCUUUUGCGGAGUCCAGCCCAAACUCUGGUGCUUGUGUCCCCAACACCUUCCUCUCUGCCCACCACCGACACCCCAGUCACUCCGAUCCAGGCCUCGUCGGCGAGCACAACAGUUCCCGUUCCAAGUAGCACGGACAACUCUGGGGAACGAGAUGAGAACAGGGCGACAGGGUUUGGGGGUGAGGUCCAGCAGCCCGUUCCCUGUCACCCCUCUCCCACUGCCCUGCUGCCCCUGAUCCUCCCAGCUGAAAGCCUUCACCCUGUCCCACGAAAAGACAUCAUUAUGGGGCGUCCCGGCACAGUGUGGACCAACGUAGAGCCGCGGUCAGUUCCAGUCUUCCCCUGGCAUUCAUUGGUUCCUUUCCUGGCACCCACCCAAUCAGAUGCUUCUUCUCAGCCAGGAGAGGGCCCGCACCCGGUCAACCACCCCCAAGCAGCCAGUCUGAAGACAGGUACUGAAUACAAGUGUCAAGGGGUGGCAUCGCUGUCACAGGAGCCUGCAGAGGCACCUCCCACUGUAGAGAGAGGUCCCCUCUCCCAGCCUCCCCCCUCUUCUGAUGAUCCGCUUCCAGAGAAGGAGAAAGGAGAAGCAGAGAGGGAGAGGCCUGACAGUGAGACAGAAAGUGAUGUGGACGAUCCCUUCCUCCCAGGAGUGGUACCAGAGCAGCCCCUCUCAACAUCGCCGGUAAAGAGACGCACUCAGUCUCUCAGUGCACUGCCUAAAGAUGGGGAUAAGAGCAGCCCUGGGAAGAGGGAGAAGGACCACAUCCGACGACCGAUGAAUGCAUUUAUGAUCUUCAGUAAGCGCCAUCGGGCAUUGGUGCACCAGCGACACCCAAACCAGGACAACAGGACAGUCAGCAAGAUUCUUGGGGAGUGGUGGUACGCUCUGGGACCAAAGGAGAAACAAAAGUAUCAUGAUCUGGCCUUCCAGGUAAAAGAGGCCCAUUUUAAGGCUCACCCAGACUGGAAAUGGUGCAACAAAGACAGAAAGAAGUCCAGCUCUGAAGGCCGUGGUGUGCCAGGGGGCAAAGACAUCAGAGAAAGGAGCAUGUCUGAGUCCACAGAGCCCCAUUCUGUGGAGCUGAAGGUGGCUGGUCCAGGUCUAGUGGGAGUGUCUGAAAGGAGCACAGGAGAAGGUCAUGCGGGCCAGCUUACCCGUCCUCGAGCCUUCUCUCAAAGUGCUGUGCACAGCCUGGAGAGGGGUGACAGGGGCAAUACACAGGCCCUGGCAGAACUGGCACAGAUGUGUGGGGAUGGUGGCAGUCAGUUUUCGAGUCAUGCCCCACCUCUGUCACAGUCCCAGAGGGGAGUCAGCGAGGACAUGACUAGUGACGAGGAGCGCAUGGUCAUCUGUGAAGAGGAAGGAGAUGAUGAUGUCAUUGAGGACCCUUAUCCUAGCGGUUCGAUAGACCUCAAGUGUAAGGAGCGGGUGACUGACAGCGACAGCGAUAACGGGUCUGGAGACGAAAGUGAACGAAAGAGAGUCUUUGCUCCAGUCAUUUGCUCUUCUGCAUUAUCAUCAUCUUCACAUACUCCUCAUGGCAGGAGUGUCUCACUGUCCUCUUACCCAACCAGUAAGCGUUACGAUGAAGGGAGAUCAGGUGGGGGAGGCUUUUCCGAUCACAGGAGGAAGGAAAGAGGGGAAGGAGAGGGUAAAGACACCUUUGUUAGUGAGGUGGGAGGAGGAGUGCAAGCCACUUCUCUGUCCCACUCUUCUGGCCAGUCAGUUAUCUCCACCUCUGGAGCUGGAGGGCCACCAUCCUCAUCAGUAGGUUCACUGGGUGGGAACCCACUCCUGGGCGUUGGUGCUGUAAGAGUGGCCUCUACAGUGGUGACCAAUGUAAUGCGUCCUGUUAUCAGCACACCACUCCCCAUCGCCAGCAAACCCAGAGAUGGAGGCACAUCAUCCAGCCCACAUCCACCAGAGAGGAAGUCACUGACUCCCCAGCAGCAACCACAGCUUCUAAUUGGUUCAGGACCAGGAGGUGGGGCCACAGCCACAGGGGGUGGGUACUACUCUUCAUCGUCACCUAAUCCUGUAGGUGCAGGCUCAGGUGUAGUGACUAAUUUGGUAUUAGGGGGGGCUCUGUCUGCUCAACCUGCUGUACAGCUCAUCACCCCCUCCCCCCAGCCUCAGCCCUCCCAGCAGCAGGCACUUCCCUCCACCGCUGUUUCUGCACCACAUAGCCAAACAAAUGGGCCCUUGCCUCUGCCCCUGCUUCAGCCCCAGUUCCUUCCUGCUUCUUCCUUAGCACCCCCUGGGGGUAAGGCCAUCACGCAAGUUCAGUACAUCCUGCCCACCCUACCUACCAACGCUCACCCCAAAAGUCCACCUCAGCAGCUCAGCCAGCCAACCAGUAUCUUCAACCUGCCCACAGCGCCGCCCACACAUGUGUCCCUCGCCAAUGGAAAGCAACAGGGUACAAGUUCACUGACGGGAUAUACGUCCAGCCAAACAGUGGGAGUCGUCAGCCCAGGAACUAGAGUGCAAACACAAUCUCCAGUGCUCCAGGGUAAAAUGCUUGUUCCCAUGGCAACAGUACGGACUGCACCAGCCCCUGCCCAGCAGUUUCCCAUUGUGGCUCCACCUCUUCCUGUCCAGAACGGUGCCCAGACCGGAAGCAAGAUCAUCCAGAUAGCUCCCAUGCCUGUGGUCCAGUCCCAGCUGCCUCAGGGUGGAGCAGUUCACCCUGCCAGCCCCUUCCCUGUAACAGUGGGCACAGCGGCUGUGGUGACUCCAGGAUCUGCCCCCUCCCAGGCUGUACUGCUGCCACCUGCUCCUACCAGAAUCACCUAUGUCCAGUCCACUCCAGGCGUCCCGACCACUCUGCCUCUGGUCUCCACAACAACAAGCUCUUCCACCUCCCAACAAGCCCUGCCAGUGGCUGGAUCUGCAUAUGUUCCGUCACCCCUCGCAACAUUAGGGUUCACAGCCAUCGCACCACCUGGACAGGCGCUGGUUCAGCCUCUGAUUGCAGGUCAGCCACCGCUCCUAGCCCCAGCUCAGUCUCCAUCGCCCUCCACCUCAGCCCCUGCCUCAGGCAGCCAGAUAGUCACAGCCAUCUACCCCCCCUCACCUAGCAUCACUAUGGCAACGGGGGUGGUCUCCAUGACAGCAGUACCCCCCAGUGUGGUCUACUCUGUUUCCAGCCCCUCCAGCGCUUCUCCCCACAUCCUGUCCAAACACACAGCCAUCUCCACCACAGUCUCGCACCCACAUCCGCACCACCAUUUGGACAGACAGGCAGACAGACACCUGCUGGCAGACAGACCUGCAGAUCGACAGACUGAAAGACAGGCUGAGAGGCAGACAGAACUGCUGAUGCAUUCGGACAGACACUUGGAGAGGCAGGCGCAGACCUCCAGCAGUAGCGGCUCAGUGGCACCUCCCAGUGGCUCAGCUGUGUCCAUAAGGCCCUGCAGUCCUCCGCUCCAGAUCCAGACACCUGUUUUUACAGGCAGUACACCGGGCACACCCAAACUAACCCAGCUUCCAGUCAGGACCCCUCAAAAGGUGAAAGCAACUGUGGCGAACAUCCCUGUGGGCAACUAUGAAGGAGGAAGUCGAGGAAAAGAGAGAGAAAGAGAGAAGGACAAGGACAGAGAGAGGGAGAGGGAGCGAGAGCGGGAAAAGGAGAAGGAGAGAGAAGCUGCAGCCAGUGGUCAUUUCUCCUUCGAUCCUGAGUCUCCAUCAACACAUCCUGCCGAGGAGCCGCCGUCCUCGGACAGACCCCUGGAGGGCUCCAGUGCCGCAGACUCCUCUGACACAAGGAGCAAGGAAAGCACAACCACCAAAGAGGCUGGAUGGAAGGAGUCCCUCCCCUCCUCUCCUCUCCCCCCUCCAUCAGCCACAGAACCGUCCCUGCCACCCCCACAGACUGACAAAGAUGGCCCUACACCCAAAAAGGUCAAAGCCCGCCCACCUCCACUGAAGAAGACUUUUGACUCAGUGGACAAGUCUGUCAGGGUGCUGUCAGAGGUGUAUUUUGAGGAGCGCUUCGCAGAACUGCCAGAGUUUCGGCCUGAGGAGGUUUUGCCUUCCCCCACCCUGCAGAGCCUGGCCACUUCCCCCCGUGCCAUUUUGGGCAGCUAUCGACGCAAGAGGAAGAACUCGACAGAUUUGGACUCGGCCACUGACGAUCAAGUCUCUCCUAAGAGGAAGAGUCGGCGGCGCUCAAGCUGCAGCUCAGAGCCCAACACGCCUAAAAGCGCCGCCAAGUGUGAAGGAGACAUCUUCACUUUCGACAGGACAGCCACAGACGGAGAAGACAUCCUGACAGAACUGGAGUUUGAGAAGGUGCCGUACUCCUCCCUGCGACGAACACUGGACCAGAGGCGAGCGCUGGUCAUGCAGCUGUUCCAGGAGCAGGGCUUCUUCCCAUCAGCUCAGGCCACUGCAGCUUUCCAGACAAGAUACUCCGAUAUAUUUCCAACUAAGUUGUGUCUGCAGCUAAAGAUCAGGGAGGUCCGGCAGAAGAUCAUGCAGACGGCGACCCCCUCUGAUGCCUCUGGUUUAGGCACCCCUGAGUCAACUUGCUCUAUCCCUGGACCUUCCUGCUCCCAGUCAGGAGAAGGAUCUGCGAGGGGGGAGCUGCAGGAUGAAGAAGAGGAGCAAGGGACAGAGGCGAGCCCAGAUGAUGCUCGUGAUUCACAGGACUCUUCCAGAUGAGGGACGGUGACAAGAUAAAUUGACCAGUCGGUGACGUCACACCUUUCCACCCCUUACACACUUUCACACUUUACUCCCCCCCCCACCCCCAACACUCUUAACUCACUGGUCAGAGCCUGAUUUCUUUCCACCCUCAGCCGCCAACCUGUGAGAGUGAGAGAUGUAUGUAUGCAACGGUUUUUUGUAAUGUGUGACCCUCAUACCAAAAAAGGAUGUGAAAGACCAGUGGCACAAAACUACCAUCUAACACCACCCUAACACACACGCACACACACACAGAGACUGCACCUCCCGGUUUCCACACUCGAAUUAGCUCUCUGUAUUACCCACCUUGGAGAAAGCUCUGAUAGAUGCCAGUGAACGAAGGACCAUUGUGUGCAGCUGCGCUCAUUUGCCUUGAAGAAGCUGCUUAAACCCUUUCUGAGAUGGUGAAAAGUCAGCAGUUUUAAAACAAGGACGUUUUAUGUUUUGAUAUUUGUUUUUAAAAGGAUAAGCAGGAGUGAAUGCAGGAAGCAUCUGCUUGAGGAACAAGCUGUAUGUAGACUUAGCUGUUGUAAGCUUGUGUCUCGUUUCUGCUGACAUUAGGGGGCUGGGCCCUCAACAGCCGGAAACCAUUUGAUUUGAGAAGAGAACUCAUUACUACGACCUGGAAAGAUCCUUUUCUCCAUUUUAUUGCUCACAUGUAGACCUUCGGUGGAGGUCUACCACGAAGUGACUGAAAAAUUGACUGAAACUCAAGUGGACUUCUGGCAGUGCCAUCAUUCCUGCAAUUACCUUGUCUGGCCAAGUCCUCCCUUCUUGUGACUGACCCGAGCACAUGCCAGAAGGAAGGAACCAAGCAUUCCUGUGCCUCUCAUUCGCUAGCCAUGAAGGAAGGAGGUGGGUCAGAGUCAUCAGGCACAUCCUGGCUCUUAGUUGUAGAGGUCAGGCUGUUAAGUCCUUAAUCCUCUAUUGCCAAGCGGUUUUAUUAACUUCUUAAAAUAAUUUGAUUUGUAUUUAAUAUUGUCAUACUCAGUUUGUUGUACUAUUCCCUAUGGUUAUUAUUAUUACUCCUCAUAUCAUCGCAGUGAACCCUCUUCCUUUUGUUUCUUUCAUGUCUACCAGCUGUUGAUUUUUGUACUUUUUUGUUUCUGUUUUUGGAGGCAGGUGAGAGAUUUUUCUCCACACCUGUACUGUUCCUCCAUUGUAGUCUUCCCUUGACUGGCCUCUCACCUCAGCAAGGAGUUGCGGUGCAGUCGUUUUUAUUGUUCAUUUCAAAGAGGAGGACAAACACAACGUGGACCUUUGUAUUCUUUCAAUAGUAAUAAGCCGUAUGUUUUUAGACAACCCUGUAUGCCUCUGUCCCUCGCCAAGUUUGAUUCUAUACCCUCCACACUUGUACAUCUCCUUCCUCCACCUCUAUCCUUCCCUCCUUCCUCUCUUAGUCACUUUAUUGCUUUCUCCAGACCUCCUUUUUAACAGGCGGAGAGAAAACUGGGGGAAGCGAGGGGAGGGUAAUGAAUCAAAGAGAGCUGGUAGGAUCUAAUACUGGUUGUGUCUUUGUGCAAGACUUGGUUGUGUUGUAAAUACUUACUGUAGAGUCAGUAGACUCAUUAUAUUAUAAGGAAAAAAUCUGUCAUUGAACAUUUGACCUUUAAGACACCCAUUACCGAAAGUAAAACACAUGAAAUGGAAAAAAACAAUAAUAAAUAUGGCUAUUAAUGUUUUUGUGUUACUCCUUGUUUUGCUGUUCCAGUAUACAAGAGAGGAAUUUAUAUGAAUAAUUUAAGUUUGUAUCUGUAUCUUUCAGUAUGCAAAUAAAAACAGGUGUUCAAUUAAAGUGAUUUUAUGGCUAGCAAA